This is a messenger RNA of Spirometra erinaceieuropaei, 462 nucleotides long. NCBI's taxonomy places the organism in Eukaryota, Metazoa, Platyhelminthes, Cestoda, Diphyllobothriidea, Diphyllobothriidae. The record is from the annotation of a GenBank genome assembly.
AUGGGCCGAGCACUUCAGAGGCGUCCUCAACCGCCCCUACACAAUCUCCGACGCCACCAUCGGCUGUCUGCCCUAAGUGGAAACCAACGCCGAUCUCGACUUUGCGACCUCUCUCCACGAAAUCAUCAGGGUCGUGCAACAGCUCUCCAGCGGGAAAGCGCCCGGAUCGGACGCGAUCCCUGCCGAGGUCUACAAGCACGGUGGCCCCCAAAUUAUGGAAAACCUGACGGCGUUCUUCCAGGAGAUGUGGCCUCAAAGAGAAGUCCCGCAACUUCCGUCUAUGAAUCUCUCUUCGCCGACGACUACGCCCUUAACGCCACCUCUGGAGGGGACGUGCAAAGGAGCAUGGGCUCUUCGUUGCCACCCUCGACAACUUCGACCUGGUCAUCAACACGGAGAAGACGGUCGUCACGCAUCAUCCGCUACCUGACGCUGCUCACGUCGCGUCCCAAAUCAACAUGA